Closterium sp. Yama58-4 is the source of this 2598-nucleotide messenger RNA. The record is from the annotation of a GenBank genome assembly. NCBI's taxonomy places the organism in Eukaryota, Viridiplantae, Streptophyta, Zygnematophyceae, Desmidiales, Closteriaceae.
AUGGCUACCUCGCUUUCCUCGCGCUGCCUUACGCCGGCAUCAGGCGUCGCAGAUGUCGAAUUGAGGAGCUCGUUUGUCGGUUCCCAGGUUUCGCUCGCUCAGGCGAAGCCGUGUGUGGUAACCGCGUUUCGCGGCGCGGGUGUCAGAUGCGAGGCUGGUUCUGCUCGGCAGCGAAAGCACAACGUGUCGGCGAACGCUCAAGCGGUUGAAGCGGAGGGAGCGACACAGACGCUGAACAUUGCUGAGGAUGUUACACAGCUCAUUGGCAGCACGCCCAUGGUGUAUCUCAACAAGGUUGUUGACGGCUCCCUGGCAACCAUCGCAGGGAAGCUCGAGAUCAUGGAGCCUUGCUGCAGCGUCAAGGACAGAAUCGCGUACAGCAUGAUCAACGACGCCGAGGAGCGAGGGGUGAUCGCUCCAGGCAAGAGCGUGCUGGUGGAGCCGACGUCGGGCAACACGGGCAUCGGCUUGGCGUUCAUAGCAGCGGCGAGGGGCUACAAGCUCGUCCUCACCAUGCCCGCCUCCAUGAGCCUCGAGCGCCGCGUGCUGCUCAAGGCCUUCGGGGCCGACCUCGUGCUCACGAACCCCGCCAAGGGCAUGAAGGGCGCUGUUGCUAAGGCGGAGGAAAUUGUGAAGAGCACCAAGAACGCGUACAUGCUGCAGCAGUUCGAGAACCCGGCGAAUCCCAAGGUGCACUUUGAGACUACGGGGCCUGAGAUCUGGGAGGACACUAACGGGCAGGUGGACAUCCUUAUAGCGGGGAUAGGCACGGGCGGCACCGUCACUGGCGUGGGGCGCUACCUGCGCAGCAAGAAGCCCGGCGUCAAGAUCAUCGGUGUGGAGCCCAAGGAGAGCGCCAUUCUCUCCGGUGGCAAGCCAGGCCCGCACAAGAUCCAGGGCAUUGGAGCUGGGUUCGUGCCAGGCAUUCUGGACGUGGGGCUGCUGGACGAGGUCAUUCCGGUGAGCAGCGAUGACUCGGUGGCCAUGGCCAAGGACCUUGCAGUCAAGGAGGGAUUGCUGGUGGGAAUCUCGUCAGGAGCGGCGGUGGUGGCGGCGCUUCAAGUGGCCAAGCGGCCUGAGAACGCCGGCAAGCUGAUUGUGGUGGUGCUGCCGAGCUUUGGCGAGCGCUACCUGUCGUCAGUGCUCUUCUCGGCCCUGCGGACAGAGGCAGAGCAGAUGACACCCUCUCCAAUGGAGAGCGAGCGCGAGAAGCGGAAGCGGGAAUGGGCGGCGAAGUCGCUAGCGGAGGCGGAGGAGCGGCGAGUGCGGAAGGCGGUGCGCGCGGCGCUGGGCAAGGCGGAGAGCGCGAGGAGCGACGAGGAGAUCCAGCUGCUGGAAGCCAACGGUCAAAUCGCACGCGAGGAGGAGGACCCACCAGAGCAAGUAGAGGCGAAGCUUCAGCAGCUGCUGCGGCUUGUGCUGGAGUGUCAGCAAUUCGGAAAAGCGGGGGACAACAGCCAAACAGCAGCAACAGGGACGGCAGCAGCAGCCGCAGCAGGAGCAGCAGCAGCCGCAGCAGAGGCAGGGGCAAUAAGAAUAAGAGGGGGGUUAGGGACAGUGAGAGGGGGACUGGUGGUUCACAGUGGGGCGGGGCUGAGCACAGCAGCAGGCAUCCCGGACUUUAGAGGGCCGAAGGGCGUGUGGACGCUGCAGGGGGAGGGAAGGUGGGAGGAAGCUGUGGCAGCCAUGGGGAGAAAGUACGAGGAAGCUUCGCCCACGGUGGGGCACAUGGCUGUGGCAGCGAUGGUGGGAGCUGGCAUAGUGCAGCACGUGGUGACUCAGAACGUGGACGGCCUUCACUCCAGAAGCGGCAUUCCAUCCAACCGGCUAUCGGAGCUGCACGGGUCAGUGUAUCGGGAGAGGUGCAAAGAGUGCGGGGCCAAGUACCUGCGUCCGUUUGAUGUCACUGCGGCUAGAGGGUCGUCAUAUCACCGCCACAAGACCGGACGGCUGUGCACUGCAGUGGCUGCUGCUGCUAAAUUUCCGCAUCCUGAAGUUGACGUAUCGGCCAGGGAGAAGUGGAAUGGGAGAGAGGGGAACGAGGCGCAAGAGGAGGAGGAGGUGAAGCAGCAGGGAGUGCCAUGUGUUCAGAACCCUGUGCAAAUCCCUGUUCGGAAGCCGAGAAGUUCUGCAGCAGAGCGAGCUCGAAUGUCUCAGACAUGCACAGGCGGAGGGGGCCGUGUGAAGGAGGAGAACCAGGAGGUGCUGUCUGGUGAGGGGAGGCAGUGGCAUGAACCUGGAGCAGUGAGUUUGGAGUCAAUGCAAAAGCCAGCUCAGAUGUCCACAGGCGGAGGGGGAAGUGUGAAAGAGGAGAGCCAGGAGGUGCUGGGGUGUGAGGGUAGUAAGAGGCAUGAACCUGGCAGGGCGAGUUUUGAGUUGACUCAAAAGUCAGCUCAGAUGUCCAUAGGAGGAGGGGGCAGUGUGAAAGAGGAGAGCCAGGAGGUGCUGGUGGUGGGUGAGGGGAGGAAGUGGCAUGAACCUGGAGCGGUGACUUGUAAUUCUGACGGAAGUCCUGGAGUGGUCAUUGGAAGGGAGGAGCAUGAGGAGGAUCAAGAGGGUGAUUCAACGAUGGGCGAGAAGGGAGAUGUGAGGGGAUAG